AUGCACCUCACAUCCCCCCUAACCCUCCUCCUCCCCAUCCUCCUCUCCCACCAAGUACAAGCCCAAUCCACAGGCACAGGAACAACAACCCGCUACUGGGAUUGCUGCAAACCCUCCUGCGCCUGGCCCGGCAAGAUCCCCGCCUCCUCCCUCGCCGCCGGGCCCGUGACGACCUGCGACCGCAACGACAACCCCUUAUCGGACGGCGGCGCCACGCGCAGCGGGUGCGACUCCGGUGGCGGAGCCUACAUGUGCAGCGCCCAGUCGCCCUGGGCCGUCUCGGACGACCUGGCCUACGGCUUCGCGGCCGUGCGGAUCGCGGGCGGGACGGAGGCGCAGUGGUGCUGCGCGUGCUACGAGCUGACGUUCACGGGCGGCGCGGUGGCGGGGAAGAGGAUGGUUGUGCAGGCUACGAAUACGGGGGGGGAUUUGGGGCAGAAUCAUUUUGACAUUGCGAUCCCCGGCGGCGGCGUGGGCCAAUUCAACGCCUGCACGGAUCAGUACGGAGCGCCGGCCAACGGGUGGGGCCAGCGGUACGGCGGCGUCAGCUCCCGCGCCGAGUGCGACGGCUUUCCCGCGAAGCUCAAGGCCGGGUGCUACUGGCGCUUCGACUGGUUCAAGGGUGCCGAUAACCCGAGCGUCUCCUUCCGUCAGGUGACUUGCCCGGCGGAGAUUACCAACAAGAGCGGCUGUAGGCGCCAGUGA
This is a messenger RNA of Colletotrichum scovillei, 705 nucleotides long. Its product is annotated as glycosyl hydrolase family 45. Lineage: Eukaryota; Fungi; Ascomycota; Sordariomycetes; Glomerellales; Glomerellaceae. Gene Ontology annotation, biological process: carbohydrate metabolic process. The record is from RefSeq and is a predicted model, not a curated record. The coding region runs from base 1 to 705 and encodes 234 amino acids. The transcript is spliced from 2 exons. Gene Ontology annotation, molecular function: cellulase activity.